Dalotia coriaria is the source of this 3354-nucleotide messenger RNA. RefSeq names its product piwi-like protein Siwi. The transcript has 4 exons. Lineage: Eukaryota; Metazoa; Arthropoda; Insecta; Coleoptera; Staphylinidae. The record is from RefSeq and is a predicted model, not a curated record. Gene Ontology annotation, biological process: regulatory ncRNA-mediated gene silencing. Gene Ontology annotation, molecular function: piRNA binding; protein binding; RNA endonuclease activity. The coding region runs from base 348 to 3119 and encodes 923 amino acids. Gene Ontology annotation, cellular component: P granule.
UUGAAUAAACCAGUAAGCUUAAAGCUGCGAUAAUAUUUAUCAACUUAUAAUUGUGCGUAGUUUCCUUAGUGAUAUGAAAAUCAGAUCUUUAAACGAACCAAACGUUUAAAAUCUUGCGAUUGAGCAGAGCGUUUCCUGUUGCACACUAGGGGUGGGGGAAUUCUGUUCUUUAUUUUCUCUCUUUCUGCCGGGCAAACUCUGUGCACGCAGCGCAGUUCGUUGGGCGCUGAGCGCGGUGUAGGAGGCAGCUAACGAAAUCACUCGGCUCAAGCAACGUGUGUAUUAGCUUUUGAUGUAAACUGAAUUUUCCUGGUAGCUUUGUUUUUCUUUUUCUGGUUAAUUCAACAAUGGAUCAAAAAAGCCGAGGGCGCGCACGCGGUCGUGCACGAGUCGGUGCUGACCAGCAACAAUCCGGUGCCCCUACUAGAGGUGGGCCUGGCGCAUCACGUCCUGGGGGUGCUUGGGGUUCCGGUAACCCUAUGCGCGGAAACGCACCAUCUUCGAUGUUGGGUGAUGGCAUGCGUGCAACAGGGCCCGCACCGGCACAGCCGCAACAACCUGUUGCUUGGGGACCUCAAGCACCGAGGCACACUGGUCCACCAGCACAAUCGACGGUACGUCCUGAAUUCCAAGGCAAUCGUGGUGACCCGAGGGACUCUGUAACCACGGUCAGUCGUGUGUCAGGUCCUGGAAAUGGCGGCGAUAGUGGCCAUUCCGGUCGAGGUGGUGUGCGUGGACAUCGAGCCAUUCCUGAGACGACACUUACUACAAGAAUGCCUGAUGUCACCAAGCAGGGUCAUUCUGGAAGGAAGAUUAACAUCCAGACAAAUUACUUUAGGGUGGAAAAAAGAGCAGAUUGGUGCAUUUAUCAGUACCGGGUUGAUUUUGCUCCAGAGAUUGAUGUCACAUUCACUAAGAAGAAGUUAUUCUACACUGGUGUAGCAUCCAUGGAGCUUGGCUCAGCACUCUUUGAUGGAACUGUUCUGUACACUCCAUUCAGAAUUAAUCCUGACCCAAAGGAGAUUGUUGUGGAUUCUUUAACUAAUCCGGACGAAAAGGUGCGAAUUACCAUUCGUAUGGUCGGCGAGCUGCACAAGAGCAGCUAUCAGUAUCUGCAAGUAUACAAUCUAAUCAUGCGUAAAUGCAUGAGUCAUCUGAAGCUUCAACUGAUUCGACGCGAUUACUUCGAUCCUGCUAACAAGAUCGUCGUUGCCUCUUUGAACUUGGAGCUGUGGCCUGGCAUUGUAACUUCUAUUCGUCAGCAUGAAACCGACGUACUCAUGUGUGCCGAAAUAAAGCACAAAAUCAUGAAGACUGAGACUGCUCAUAUCGUGAUGCGCAAGAUGAUGAACGAACGCGACAGGCAGGAUUGGCGCACUAGGUUCCAUGAGCGUAUGCUGAACACUAUAGUUUUGACUGACUACAAUAAUAAGACAUAUCGCGUUGACGAUGUUGAUUUUGACCGCUCCCCGAAUACGAGUUUUACACUGAAAGAUGGUUCAUCGGUGACAUUCAGCGAGUACUACCGCCAGCGCUACGGCCUUACCAUCACAGACAUGACUCAGCCGCUGCUGGUCACGAAAAUUAAACAGAGAGAACCGCGUGGUGAAGGAUGUGGCGGCGGAGGUGACGGACCACAAGAAGCUACAAUGCUUCUCAUUCCCGAAUUUUGUCGCAUGACUGGUCUCACUGAGGAGGAGCGCACAAAUCGCAUAAUGAAAGAUAAUUUGGAGAAAUACAUGAUGCCGACGCCAAAGACACGCAUAGAAAACCUAGCCCGAUUCAAUGCGCGUCUACAGAGUAACCCCGGCUCUAUGCAAGAGAUGAAGCGAUUUGAUUUGUCAUUGUCGAAGGAUAUUCUUUCGCUGACCGCACGUCAGUUGGACACUGAGACGCUGUACUUCCAGCCUAACGCACAAGCAUGUUAUUCUGCUAUGCCUGACGCAGAGUGGAGUAAAAACACACGUGGAAAGCCCAUGUACAGGACGGCUGCAAUGAGCACUUGGGCAAUUGUCUAUUCGAACAAGGACAAGGACGGCGUACAGGCUUUCUAUGCAAAUAUGACUAAGGCCGCUACUGGUAUGAAGUGGAACUUGGGAAAGCCGCUGAUUACUGCUUUAGAUGACGCGCGUAAACCAUACGAUAAACAGGCAUUUGGUAAAACGAUCGAGGAAUUGACAGCAAAGCAUCCGAACUUGAUGUUUGUAUUAUUAUUUGUCCCGUCGAACCGCACUGAUCACUACGGAUUCAUUAAGAAGAAACUGACAGUCGACAAGGGCAUUCCUUCCCAGAUAGUGGUUGUGAGGAAUUGUUAUCAUAAGUCUAUGUUUUCCAUCGCUACCAAGGUGGUUGUGCAAAUUAAUUGCAAGCUGGGUGGUGCUCCGUGGGCAAUCAACAUUCCUGUUAAAGGGCUAAUGAUCUGUGGAUAUGACGUGUGUCAUGACCCUAAAAAUAAGGCUUAUAGCUUUGGCGCACUUGUUGCGUCCUACGACGCUAGAGCGACUGCCUACUAUAGCACCGUGUCUGCUCAUAAGGACGGCGAAGAACUCUCAAACUUCAUAGCCAUGGGUAUUGUGAAGUGCGUCAUGAACUUCGCCAAACAUACUCAGUCUAUCCCAGAGAAGAUUUUGUUCUAUCGUGACGGCGUUGGCGAUGGACAAAUUUCAUACGUCUACGAUCAUGAGUUAAAGGCUAUGAAAGAUCAGCUUGCUCCGAUUUACGCUAAAGCUGAAAAGAAAUUGUGCCUUCGUAUGAUUGUCGUAAAUAAGCGAAUCAAUACUAGGUUCUUUUUUAAUGGAGGUAACCCUCCACCUGGCACUGUUGUUGAUGACGUCGUCACUCUUCCAGAGAGAUCCGAUUUUUACCUCAUUUCUCAAUGCACGAACAAAGGUACAGUUUCGCCAACGUAUUACAGUGUCCUUGGUCCCGACGAUUUCAAUCUUGAUUCGGACAGGACACAAGUAUUGACGAACCGAUUGUGUCAUCAGUAUUACAACUGGGGUGGCACUGUUCGUGUGCCAGCACCGUGUCAGUAUGCGCACAAACUUGCGUUUUUGGCUGCGCAAUCCUUACAGCGGCCGCCAAAAGAAAACCUUAACACUCUUCUCCAUUUUUUGUAAAAGUGGAGGUGAUUUUUGCAUUACUUUUAAUUUUUGUUUGCUUGAAUGAAGCAUUUCAGUUUUUUUUAAUUCACUAUUUUUAAGUUUCAAAGAAUAUUGUUAAGAUUGUUUUAUUUUCAUAAAAAAUAAGUGCCUUUAGUUUGUUCACGUAAAUGGAGGAGGAAUCUCUGUUUAUUUUUGUACGUUUUGAAUAUAUGCCAUAUAUUUUUUUUAAUAAAGAUGAAAGUUUCUUACA